AUGAAUCUCGGCGAAGCGGCGAGGGCGGCGAGCGCGGCGAACGUGAUCCUGCGCGGCGAGGCGGAGGAGGAAGACGCGGAGAGCGACGACGAUCGGGGCGUGGACGACGAGGCGCGAGCGACGUGCGAGCGCGUCGUCGAGCGCGUUCGACGCGUCGUGGACGAAGAGGUGAGCGCGAGCGUCGUCUUCGAGGGGUCGUCGCGGGUUUCCAUCGACGCCGCGCGGUUGAGACGCGCGUGCGAGCGUUUGGCGGAGAUUAGCGCGGAUGAGACGCGUCUGAGGACGUCCAUCGUGGCCAGGGCGCUGGUGGAUGAGUUUUUAGCGCCGAUGAUUCGCGCGGGGGCGAAGAGCGUCGUCAAAGUCGUCGAAGAAGACGGCGGCGAUUCGCUGCGGUACGAAACCGCGACGACGAAAAGCGUGGACGACGACAGCGCGCAAGCCUCGCUCGAGACGGCGUUGAGGUGGAUCAGAAGUAAGUUGCCGAGCGAAGACGUCGCGAAAGCCGUCGGCGUCGAGGCGUGGGGAGACAUCGCGAAGACGUGCGUGAACGCUUGGUUGAGCGCGCGACCGAGCGAGCGCGCGAUCGAUCGAACGUGCGCGGUCGAAGUCGUGGCUUCGAAUUGCGGAUUCGUGCCUCCGCCGUCGGACGGCGCGGCGUCGUACGCGGGCGGCGCUUUGGGCCCGCUCGAAGCCGAGGCGCUCGCGACGGAGAUGCGCGAGGCGGAGACGCGCCGCGCCGCGGUGCUCGCGCGGGCGCGCGAGCUCGCGUUGAGUGACGAUCAGACCAUCGUUCGAACUUUGGGCGAUGCGAAAACGCGUGGCGUAGGCCGCGGGACGGGCGAGGAAACUGAGACGUCGAAAGGCGCAAACAAUCUUCUCGACGGCGCGCCCCGCACCGUGAGCAAGGCGACGGAUUUACUCGCGGCGCACGUCGACGACGUGCUUCAAUCGGCGACCGAGCUCGAUCCGCACGCCCACCGGGCGUCAGCGAGCUUAGCCGCCGCCGCCGCGGAUUGUCUAGAUUUGUUUCGCGCCUGCGUCAUCGCCGCGCGGGGAGAACAAUUGAAGACAAUUCACGCCGCUUCGCUCGUGUUUUACAACGAUUGUCACCAUCUGGCGAAUCGCUUCAGCGCGAGCGUGUUCGCGCGCGGCGUGGCGUUAGAGCGACAGAUCGGUCGUACGCCUGCGCUCAUUUGGCCCGUCGAGCCUUUGAGAGCGUUAGGUGACGCUACUCGUGCGGAGGCCAAUAAUCGAGCGCUGCGCGAAUUGCACGCCGCGCUCGACGUCGCGUCUGGGUUUUUGCGCUCGGCGGAAGUUCAGGUGAAAGAAGACAUCGUCAAAUCCAUCGCGCGCGCGCGACACGUGAUCCACCGCGUGGGUACGACGAGCAUGUAUGUCUUGCCCGAUCCCAUCGGAACGCAAGACGCGGCCGAGUUGGCGCUGCACUACGCGAGACGCGUGACGCUCGAAAUCCUCUCCAUGGAGGACAUCUCGGUGGAGGAAUCAGAAGCUUUGACGGAGAUUAUCGGCGUCGCGUUCGCGAGCGAAGGGUUAGUGGGCAAGAAGGGCGACGAAGACGCGAUUCGCGCGCUCUUACGAGCCGUCGGCCCGGAAUGGCAAAAAGUUCGAGAGCUCGGCGUCAUGCUCAGCGCGCCUCUUCGCGACAUCGCGACGAGCUGGGAGCGCGGAUCGUUGCAGAAAGUCGGUUUUACCGCGAGCGAAGUUCGCGGUUUCAUCGGUGCGCUGUUUAGUGAAACUCCGCUUCGAGCGGAGUGCCUAGCUAGAAUAGGAUAG
Molecule: messenger RNA, 1794 nt
Organism: Ostreococcus lucimarinus CCE9901
Lineage: Eukaryota; Viridiplantae; Chlorophyta; Mamiellophyceae; Mamiellales; Bathycoccaceae
Exons: 1
Coding region: 1-1794 (597 amino acids)
Biological process (GO): endoplasmic reticulum to Golgi vesicle-mediated transport; mitotic spindle assembly checkpoint signaling
Cellular component (GO): RZZ complex
Source: RefSeq, a predicted model, not a curated record